AUUGCUGAUAAAGUGUGUGGGUCCCCUGUGGUUACAAGUUACCUAUACACGUAUUAUUUUUUAUAAGGACCUUUUCAUAAGAACGAUGAGGCUGAGCUGAGAUUAACUAAAAUUUAAGAACACACUGACUCAGAAAUUUACCCAGGCUCAACCUUAUCUUAACCAACUAUGCCCCCCUCCAGAUAUUUAGGCAAUGUUUUAUCUGUUCAAGAAAAGGAACCACGCACUUUUCAAAGACUUUUUAGCGGCAUUACCAUGCAUAUUCUAAGGUUACUAAGACAGGUCACGUUUGACUCAUAAUUGCUAAGUCUUUACAUUAUUCCAUUCACAGUUCAUCCACACUAAAACUUUAGACAGAACAGAAGAAGAGAUCGCGUGGGCGGGGUUAGAAGGAAACGGCAUCAAAACAAACGAUCAUGGCUGCGAGUGACCCUGAAUUAUACGACGUGAUCGUGGUCGGCGGUGGCCCCAUGGGAUUAUCCGCGGCGUACCAGUGCGCUGUCAAAGAGGGAAAGAAAGUAAUGAUCAUUGAGCAGUACAAAUUUGGAAACACAUAUGGUUCAAGUCCUGGGUUUAGUCGCCAAUUUCGUAUCUGCUACUCAGAGCGAUAUCUGUGCCAACUGGCUAUCGAGUCAAGUAAAGAAUGGGACAAGCUCAUGCAAGAGUUAAAUGACAGCUCCCUUCUGGAUAGAACAGGCUGCCUUUGGUUUGGCGAUGCUACUGUCGAAAGUAGUGAGGGCAACAUUGACAAGGCUGCAGAAAACCUCAAAGCGUUGGGAGUAACUGACUACGAUUUGCUUGAAGGCAAAGAGGCAAUUCAGAGCGAUGAGCGGUUUUCUUUCAUUUCGGACGCGGUUAACGACAUCGAUAAUCCAAAAGCUCUGUAUGUUGGUGAUGGGGGCACCAUAAAUGUACCUGCCGUUAUCGAAGGCUUUGCUGAAUCCAGUGAUAAAGACGACGACGGCGUCGGUUUUGUUUUGGAUUUUCUACCAGAAGCAUGCAGCAAUAACCGCAUCGUCCUUUUCACAGGUGGAUGGGGUAUGAAGUUCGUGCCUGUCAUUGGAAAGAUACUUGCAGAUUUGGCGAUUAAAGGGAAGACAGAGUACAGCCAACUCAUUAAGCCAUGGAAUAUUAACCGUGGAGUUCUCGUCAAAGCAGGUGGCACUACCAUCAUGGCUCAGCAAUCGGUAAAAGGUAGUACCAGUUUGCAGCGAGCAGCUUUGUUCGAAAAGUGGUUAGGCCCGUAGGAGGAACAAAUUAAGUUGUGAAAUAGUAAAACUCUCCAAAAAAUCCAUUGGGAAACUAGUAGUGAAGAAAAGUCAGGGUCAUAAUCAAUAAGUUUUGGAAUUUAUUUGUUUAGUUAUAUAUAUUUUGACUUCCUUUAUAUUACACAGUCGUCCUACUGUCUGAAACAGAAAUGUCCUCAGUGAACGUUGCACCAAUUGAAAAUGAAUCACAAAAAAACGCCAACGGGAACAUGAAUUAGUAUUUGCGUACUGAGAAAUACCUGCGCUUCAGUUGCUUCAAUUGUUCCUCAUUUUCUUUUGAAAAUUAUCCCGAAUCUAGAUAAUGAUAAUCUUUGUAUAUCUUGUUAAAAAUGGCAUUACGUAAAAGUUAUCAGCAGUUGCUGAUUUUGUUUUGUAAGAAUGCAUGUCUCAGCUAAUUUUUCAAUAUACGUUACAUUUAAUUUAUGCUCUCAUGAUGCCCAAAUUCAGGGGCGUAGCGUGAGGUUGUGAAGGUGUACGCCCAAGAAUAAAAUUUCGAGUGCCAAAGGCGCUUCAAACGUAACUGGUGUCUCCCCCCGAAAAAUUUUGAAAUUCGAGGUCUCGG
Molecule: messenger RNA, 1830 nt
Organism: Orbicella faveolata
Lineage: Eukaryota; Metazoa; Cnidaria; Anthozoa; Scleractinia; Merulinidae
Product: putative bifunctional amine oxidase DDB_G0291301
Molecular function (GO): sarcosine oxidase activity; flavin adenine dinucleotide binding
Source: RefSeq, a predicted model, not a curated record